UGGUUGGGAUUCAGUUUGGGGGCGGGAGCAGAGCUGCAAAAACAAAAUGGGAUACAUGCGUUGUAGCCUAUGAAUAAUACGCACCCUCCCUCAGAUAAACACAACCUGCGGCAAACUACUAGUAAGAACGAUAUUCAAACGCUAGAGAUUCAUAACAAUGGAGAAUUUUCAAUAUACCCGAGACAAUGUCCCACUGCAAAUCCAAACCAAUAACUAUGAGCGACUGAGAGAAGACCAAGUGGUAUGCAGCCCCGCGGUGGUGAACAUGGGUCCUCCUUUAUACCCCCAGGUUCGGGACCACAUUGUUUGGUCAGUUUUUAACACCAUCUAUAUGAACUUCUGCUGUUUGGGAUUCGCAGCCCUGGUUUUCUCAAUCAAGUCAAGAGACAGAAAAGUUGUGGGAGAUCUGGAGGGAGCUCGCCACUAUGGGUCUACUGCACGAUGCCUCAAUGUGACCGCCCUGGUCUUGACCAUCCUCACCUUCCUGAUUAUAAUUAUUCUGCUUGCUGUUGGAGUCCUUCAGAUCUACAGUUCUGCCAUGCAAGAAGCUCAGAACCAACAUAACCUGUUCCAAGGAAACGGAAACUAAAUAAAGAAGGCAGGAACAAAAUUACUAGUGUCAGCAGACUUGCAGCUAAAAGUUUUUUUCUGCAGCACAAGUCCUUGUAAUAGUAUCUUUGCUGUUUUUGUUUUUUUGUAAUGUUUGAUUUCACACUUUAGUAAGAAAAAUAAUAAAUCCAGCUUUAAUCAA
Molecule: messenger RNA, 751 nt
Organism: Acipenser ruthenus (sterlet)
Lineage: Eukaryota; Metazoa; Chordata; Actinopteri; Acipenseriformes; Acipenseridae
Product: dispanin subfamily A member 2b-like
Exons: 2
Coding region: 158-589 (143 amino acids)
Cellular component (GO): plasma membrane
Source: RefSeq, a predicted model, not a curated record